Messenger RNA from Mucor mucedo, 1577 nucleotides. RefSeq names its product thioredoxin-like protein. Gene Ontology annotation, cellular component: endoplasmic reticulum. The record is from RefSeq and is a predicted model, not a curated record. Gene Ontology annotation, molecular function: ubiquitin binding. The transcript is spliced from 4 exons. NCBI's taxonomy places the organism in Eukaryota, Fungi, Mucoromycota, Mucoromycetes, Mucorales, Mucoraceae. The coding region runs from base 189 to 1481 and encodes 430 amino acids.
CUAUUGAAAGCCCGAUCUACAUUUUUCUCAUAUAAACACACACACACACACACACAACAACAACGCUAGAUACCAUGGACGGGCAUCAAAAGAGGAUACUGGACCAAUACCAGGUAGAUAAACACUUUUUUUUUCUGGAAGAAAUAAUAAGCUAAACUCCCAUUUAGUCAGUGACGCAUUCAGAGGACAUGGACGAAUCCAUUCGCAUUCUUGCUCAGAAUAAUUGGAAUUUAGAGGCAGCAGUGCAGAACAGAUAUACACCAACAGAUCGACAUGCUACCACGAUAUACGAAGAAGAGGAUGCGGAUUCACCUUCCUCCAGUUCCGCAUUAUUAGGCCACACACCGAACCGACCUACCAAUCAUCAUCGCAUCAGUUCAUUCUUUAUGUGGCCUUUUAACCUUGCCUGGAAAUUCUCUUGGCGUCUAUUCCAACUCACGGCUCGUUUAUUAUACAGACCUUCAAUUACAGCUCCACGUCGUGAUGCACGAUCCGAAGCAGACCGUUUUUUACGAGACUUUGAAUCCACCUAUGGCACCACUCACCCGGAUUUUUUUGAGGGAGGAUAUACACAAGCUUUAAAUGUGGCUAAACGUGAUUUGGUCUUUCUCUUAGUAUUCUUAUCCAGUGAAGAACAUGAUGAUCAUGAUGCCUUUUGUCGUACCACCUUGACGAACCCACAACUCAUUGAUUUUUUGCGUCAACAUCAUAUUCUUCUCUGGGGUGGUAAUGUACGCUACACCGAAGCAUUUCAGGUUAGUAACACAUUACAAGCCACCACCUACCCUUUUUUGGCCAUCAUUGCUCUACACACAUCCUCAGGUACAACCACACAAAAGAUGGCCGUGCUGGAUCGUCUGGAAGGUCCUGUCACACCUGCUGCCGUUAUACGUCGAUUGGAAACCGCCAUGGCACGUACGGAUCUAUCACAGUUAAGAAGAGAACGCGACCAACGAGAAACAGAGCGAAGAUUAAGAGAGGAACAGGAUCAUGCAUAUCAAGCAAGUUUAUUAGCGGAUCGAGAAAAGGAACGCAAAUUGAAAUGGGAGCGAGAAAGAGAGAGAUUAGCAGAGUUGGAACGUCAACGACAAGCACAAGCGAAACAGCAAUACAUUCGUUACUUGUGCCAAAAGUUGAAAAACCAUCACGAAGAAGAGGAAGGAAAGAUGGCUAAAAUUAGUUUUCGGUUGGCUAAUGGGGAGCGUGUCAUUCAUAAAUUUAAGGGUUCGGAUAGUUUAGAGAGCUUGUAUGAGUUUAUUGAGGCCUACCCGUAUUUAAAGGAGAAUGGAGUGGUACAGGAGGAGGAAGAACCACCAGAGAAUUAUACACAUCGAUUUGGGUUUACCAUUCAUUCCUCAUUUCCCAAGACUGUUUAUCCACCAGACCCAAAUACUAAAAUUGAAGAUCAGAAAGGAUUAUGGCCUAGUGCCACAUUAAUUGUAGAUAUCACAGAUGAAGAAGAUGAAGAGGAGGAGGAAUAAAGAACAUAAUAGGGUUUUUUUUUUGUUUGUUUUGUUUUUAUACAUAAAGAGUAUUAUUAACUAGUUUAUAAAAGGGGGAGGUAUCACAUGGGUUCG